This is a messenger RNA of Misgurnus anguillicaudatus (oriental weatherfish), 3383 nucleotides long. It is a transcript of the gene bpgm, whose product is annotated as 2,3-bisphosphoglycerate mutase. The record is from RefSeq and is a predicted model, not a curated record. Gene Ontology annotation, biological process: glycolytic process. NCBI's taxonomy places the organism in Eukaryota, Metazoa, Chordata, Actinopteri, Cypriniformes, Cobitidae. Gene Ontology annotation, molecular function: intramolecular phosphotransferase activity.
UGGUGAUUUCACUGUUGAUAGUUCCUGAUGCCUUGUUGCUGAAGCUAGUCUGAGGCGCUGAACGCUUUUAUAUCUGAAGUCAGGUUAAUGCCUAAUACUUGUAUUUGCAUCUCAACGUCAGGCCCCCACACAGCAUCUUCUGGAUGUCCAAAUACAAACUCUUCCUCCUCAGGCAUGGAGAAGGGGCCUGGAACAAGGAGAACCGCUUCUGCAGCUGGGUCGACCAGAAAUUAAGCGAGAACGGGGUGCUGGAAGCCCAAGAAUGUGGCAGGCUAUUGAAACAUAAUGGGUACCAGUUUGAUCAGGUAUUUACCUCCAUACUGAGUCGCUCCGUUCAGACGGCCUGGUUGGUGCUGGAGGCCAUGGGACAAGAAUGGGUCCCGGUCACCAAAUCCUGGAGGCUGAACGAAAGGCAUUACGGUGCCUUAAUCGGCCUUAACCGGGCCGAGAUGGCGUUGAACCAUGGUGAGGAACAGGUAACACUGUGGAGGCGUAGCUAUGAUGUCACUCCGCCUCCUAUUGAUGAGUCACAUCCCUAUUAUGCUGAAAUUUAUAAUGAUCGCAGAUACGGUACGUGUGAUAUUCCGAAAGAGGAACUACCCAAAACAGAAAGUCUGAAGGAGGUGUUAGACCGACUGCUUCCUUACUGGAAUGAUGUCAUCGUACCGGUGAUCAAGAGUGGCCAAACUGUCCUCAUAUCUGCACACGGCAACAGCUGCAGGGCCCUGCUUAAACAUUUGGAAGGUAUAUCAGACACAGAAAUUGCCAAGGUAACCUUGCCGACCGGAGUACCAGUCUUUCUUGAACUGGAUGAGGAUCUUCGACCCGUGAAACCUCGUCAGCUCUUGGGUGACCAGGCCAAAAUCCAGGCAGCUAUCAAAAAGGUGGAGGAUCAAGGCAAGGCUUUAACAGUAAAUAAAUAAGGAUGUCCUUGUGAAAAAUGUUACUUGUUAAAGCCGUGCAAAUAACAAUUCAGACAGAAAGGUCAUAAGCACGUGUUCAUUAGGUCGUAAAGCACUGGAUUAUUAUAUCUGAAGGAUUAUUGCAUCGUGUAAAUAAUGGGUUCUGAUUGUAGUAGUAUCAAAAAGUGUGUACAAGUACCUACGAUACCUGUACAAGUCUUUAAAAAUACAAGCACUGGUUACUGAUGCAAAAUGCACCAUUCAUUUUUUUUAUGGUAUGAGGAUUGCAAACCAAGCAAAUGCCAUAUUAGACACUGAUAGAAAUUAAUUUUAAAGGAAAACACCACCGUUUUUCAAUAUUUUACUAUGUUCUUACCUGAACUUAGACGAAUUAAUACAUACCUAUCUUUUUUAAUGCUUGCACUUUUAAUCGUUGUAUAGCACGUUGUGAAUGUGUUAGCAUUUAGCCUAGCCUCAUUCAUUCCUAUGGCUCCAAACAGAGAUGAAUUUAGACGCCACCAAACACUUCCAUAUUUUCCCUUUUUAAGUUACAUUAGUAAUUACACAAGUAAGUAUGGUGGCACAAAAUAAAACUUUUGUUUGGAGCCAUAGGAAUGAAUUGGGCUAAAUGCUAACACAUCCACGAAGCGCUGUACAAAGAUUAAAAGUGCACGCGUUGAAAAAAAAGAUGGGUAUGUAUUCAUUCAUCAAGUUGAGGUAAGAACACAGUAAAAUAUUGAAAAACGGUGGUGUUUUCCUUUAAAGGGGUAGUUCACCCAAAAACGGAAAUUCUUAUCAUUUACUCCACCUCGUGGAAAUCUUUGGGUGCCGUCCACUGUGUGCAUGUAGUGAUGGACAGAAUUUUUCAUUUUUGGGUGAAAUAUCCCUUUAAGUGUAUAUUUAAUGAAAUAUGCUGGUGUUUUUGUUGGCUCUUUUUUUUAGACCACAGAAAAUCAGUGGUGCCUUCCUCUUGAAAAAAUAGGAUUUAGCAGUCUGCCGUACAAAAGUAAAACACAGUAACUACUACGGUAACAUCAAUGCUGAAACUAAGUAAAGUUAAUAACUGCAUUUACUAGGCAAAACUGAGCCAAAGCUAUCUAUAACAUAGAAGAAGACUAUAGUCAUAUUUGAUGAAGUACUGUCAUUGUAGUUGCUGUGUUUUUUGUUUGCAUUGCAGAGAUGUUGAUGAAGGAAUAUAUGUUAUUAACAAAAAAUAUUGUAGGAACGCCUCUUAAUAAGGAAUUCUUUAUAAUUCCUUAUUAUAAGAGAUUAAGAUCUUAUCCUUGCACAAAUCAAUAUGGGUCAAUGAUUGUGCAGAGUUAUCUUGAUAUAGCACUUGCUGUCUUGCUUUUUAAAGGCACAGAUUUGGCACCAAGUCCAGAAGCAUUUAAAUAUUUUAUGAUUUUGUUACUCUGUCAAAACGUAUGUUUAGGAAGCAAGACCCUGUCUGUGAUAUCCAGGCUAAAGUCUCAUAAUCUAUCAAUAAAUGAGAUUAGGAGCAUUUUGAAGUUUGAUUCCAAUCUCUGGCAUAUCCUUACUCAGUCAAGAUUAAAGAUAUCUAGGUUAUAUUUUCACACAAUGUUCUUUACAUUAUGUAGGAUGAUUUUAUGUUAAAAGUAAAUCACAAAAAAAUGACUUUUCACAGACUGUCUCACAUGUUUUUAUGUUUAGUUGCACUGUUUGUUCAAUUUUAGCCAGUAUUUUAAAAGCAUAAUUAUAUGAAAAUGACAUUUUGUUUUAUCAAAUGUAUUUAUUAAACAAAACAUGAAGUUAAUAUGGGUUACGACUAAUUUAGGGCUGCAUAAGGAUUAAUCCUGACUAAUCGUUUGCAUAAUAAAAGUUUUGUAUAAUAUGCAUAUAUAAAUGCACAUGCAUGUAUACAUUUAAGAAAUAUUUACAUGUAUACACAUUUUUAUAUUUAUAUAUACGCUUAUAUACAUAUUUAAUCUGUAAAUGUAUUUUUUGCAUAUGUGUGUGUAUUUAUAUAUACAUAAUUAUUAUACACCGUUCUCACACAUGUAUGAUGUCAACUUACGCAGCCCUAGACUAAAUUAUAUACAACUAUGUUUAUUUGCUGCAUUAUGAAAUGCUAUGCCGUUCACUUCAGUGCACCAUAUUUGUCAUCUGAAAUAAGCAUUGCACUAUCUGUUUAUUUAGUGUAUUUAAUGCGUAAUGUCUAUUUAUUACUGUACUGUAUUUUAUUGAAAGGGAAAAUGUUACAUCUUUGUGAAAAUAGGUCAUGGUGUGUUCUACAUGUCUGUGUUGACACUACUCCUGUCUGACUACUUUGAUGCAAUUGUGGCACAUAUUGCUCAUCUUACUGUAUAAGGUUAUAGUUUCUGUUUUACCAACUAGCAGCACAGGUCUGUUGGGUGUAGCACAGCCUUUCACCAAGAAGUAGAUCAAAUAUUUUUGUCAAAUAGUUUUUUGUUGUCUGCUUAAUAUAGAAAAUUAAGAAUAAAAAUUACAAAUAUAUAUAUA